ACAUUAAAAUCUAACCCGCUAAAGUUAAACACAGAAACAGCAGUUUUAAAAGUAAAAAUUGACAACUUCAAAUAAAAAUCAGUCAAAACUGAAAUCAAACCACACUAGUAUGUUUUUUAUCCCAUAAUUCUGAUGGAGAACCAAAAUUACCCGAACACCGUAAAUAGUAACCAGCUAUGAGACACGAGCUGUCGACCGGGUCCCUGGUGAAGUUGUUAUCAUUCCUGUUCUGGAACUGGGUGUACUUCGAAACGGUAGAGAACUCACACGACGAGAGCCCCGAAUGGUGCUCGAGAGUAGUGGCUCUACUGCACAGCAGCAUCGCUACUUUGGCAGGACUGACGCAAUGCAAAUGCAGGACAUUCACGUGGCGAUUAACUCGAUACAUACUGCCAUGCCAGUAUUUGUUGAUGGUGUGGUCGUGGGGCUACUUCGCCUUCGACCUGCUGUGGUGCCUGGCGUACUGGACCGACAGUGUCAUGUUGUUGUCCCACCACACGUGCGCGCUCCUCGCGAUCACUAGAUAUAUGCAAAAAGGACACUCUGGGUGCACGUUUGCUUGCACACUCGUACUUCUUGAGAUCACCAACCCUCUACUGCAAAUAAGAUGGUUCCUCAAAUACCAUGGUUAUGGGAAAAGCAAAGCCUAUUUCGCAGUUGAGGCGGCAUACCUUGGUCUUUUCCUCUUCCUACGAGGGGUCGUUGGCACAUUCCUGAUGAUAUGGAUCUUUGGAUGGAGCGACUUUGACUGGGAGGAGAUAUUUUACUCUCUUACAUUCUAUGUGAUCUCCAUGAUAUUCGUGUACGACGUUGUUGGCUACGUCCGCCACAAAUACAAAAAUGAAAUCGUUGAUUGCAAAGGCUAUUACUAUGCAACCUGUCUCCCCGAUGACAUGGUUAUUAAAGGGCCAGGAACAAGCCGUAAAUACGGGACUCCUUUGAAAGAUGAACUCGAUAAAGCACAUAUUUGCUAAAAUAUGGUUCAAUAUGUACUGCAGUCAAUAACAAAAAGUUUUGCUACGCAAACAGCACUUCGCUAUUUAAAUUGCAAGACUUUGAGGAAAAAAAAACGUAUAUUAAAACUUUAUUAAAAUUAAACCUUAAUGUUACAAAACUUAUGUGAUAAAUGUAAGUCAUUUUUGCAGUGAAUGCCAAAAGAGUGUUGUGAAAUUAAUAUAAUAAGACAAAACUAAUUUGUGUUAAAAUAUAUUUUUCUAUGAAUUCAUGACAUACUCUUGUGGAAGACAGUAUUUAUUCACUAUUUCACAAUAGCUUUAAUCAUUUUUAUAAGUUAUUCUGAUUUUUAAUAAAAAGUAACAGAGAA
Messenger RNA from Trichoplusia ni (cabbage looper), 1324 nucleotides. RefSeq names its product transmembrane protein 136-like. The transcript has 4 exons. The coding region runs from base 177 to 974 and encodes 265 amino acids. NCBI's taxonomy places the organism in Eukaryota, Metazoa, Arthropoda, Insecta, Lepidoptera, Noctuidae. Gene Ontology annotation, cellular component: membrane. The record is from RefSeq and is a predicted model, not a curated record.